Molecule: messenger RNA, 1284 nt
Organism: Paramuricea clavata
Lineage: Eukaryota; Metazoa; Cnidaria; Anthozoa; Malacalcyonacea; Plexauridae
Source: the annotation of a GenBank genome assembly
AUGGCUACCAUCCAAACUUUAGUCAAACAACUGAUCAUAUUUUGUAGAGUAACAACACUAAUUCUAGUAUGCCAAAGUGUGAGCACUUCAGAACGCAAUGAAGGUAAAAAUCAAGUGGUUUAUAACACACAUUUGGUGCAACGGGAGCAACAAUUUGUAAAGAAACAAGGUUCACUGACUCCGCCUGAUGAUAUUAAGACAAGUUUGAAACUUAACAGAUAUCGAGUUAGGAGGAAUACUAAACAUGAAGAACAGAAUGAAACCAUAUCUGGACACUGUGAAACUCCCGAGUUAUCGUGCAAUGGCUGUUGUGAAAAUGACUCAAAUAAUUGCUCUCAUAUAGUGAAAAUUUGUUACUGCGAUCCUCAGUGUGCAUUCUACAACGAUUGUUGUGUUGAUUACUACAAAUACUGCAGAAAGAAAAAACGAAGUUCGUUUGAGGUUAGUGAACAAAGAAUUUCCUGUUUAAAACCGAAUCAUGUAUACUUGGAUAGCAUAUAUCCAAUUUGGAUGGUCAAUAAGUGUCCGAUGAAUAGAAAAAUUGAUGAGAUUUCACGAAAUUGUGAAAUUGAUGAUAACAUAGAGUUGAAAAUAUCCAAUUUACGGAAUCUCGUUCCAGUUGUCGGUAAAAAUAACGUAAUAUUCAGGAAUAAGUUUUGUGCCCAGUGUAACCGUAUUGAGAAGUUUGAAUAUUCUGUCAAAAGAAUAGAAUGCUAUGUUAUACCGCCUUCCUCUUUGUCUCCCACUGAGUUGGACGAAUUUGCUUCGAAAUACUGUGAUAUAUCAAUCUACAUGAAACAUGGUCAGACUAUUAGACGGUGUUAUCAAACAGACCUUUGCCCUCCCGCAAAGUCAGAGAGAUGCAGUCAAAAAUUUGCAUAUGAAUGUGCCACUAAAGAGUAUUUGUGUCGAGGGCAUAGAAUGUCGAAUAAAAAAUUUAAGGAAUGCAUAUCAUCAAAAUCAGUAUCAUUGAAACGAGAUUACAACAAAAAUAUAAUUUUGGAUGAAGCAGGAAUGGCACCACCUCCUUUCAAUAUUGUGUUUGAUGUAUCAGAGGGUCGGUCAGUUAGCCAUGUGCAAGGAACCAAAUGCUAUUUUAAGGGAGAAUUUUAUGAUCUAUAUCUUCAAAUAUGUCGACCUGCCGUGAUCAUUUCACCAGUUAUUAAGGAAAACCUUGAUAGGUAUGAUGUUGCUGUUUGGUUUCAACCAAGUAAACGUUCUUUCUUGAACGAAACCAUUUCCUCUCUCGUACAUCUAUAUUCAAUAUCGAUCGCUCUCAAGUGA